CAUUUCCACGCGCAUUUGAAAACUCAUAUCUGGGACCCAAAAAUUCGGACACGUUGCAUCCAACCCACGCGAGUAGCAAUUUUGUUAUACAGUCGCGAGUAGUCAUUAAACCAACCUUCCCCAUCCUGUUUCAAAAUUUUAUGUUUUUUAUAACAAUAAUAUAAAAGAAAACAGUGACGUCAAUGACCGUUGUGAAUUUCUUCCACAACCUCACUUCUCUUCUUUGUAUUUCUCCGGCCAAACUCUAACGGUCAUUUUUCAGAAUACUCAUUUUGGCUGUUCUAGGGCAAACAUCCCACUCCUCCGUUCAGAUUCAUCUGGAAUUGGUUGAGAUUACUUUCUACUUGCUGGGAAAAGUUGUUGGUUUUUGGUUCGGAUUCAUGUUGAGACGAUCUGUAGUGAAAAACUAAGGUUUCAAGACCGGAGUUCGUUGUUUUGAACGGAAAUAAUGGUUGCUGCUGUUUCGACGACGUUGAAUCCUAAAACCGUGGCUCAGUCUCAGAGAGUGCCUCACUCUCAAAACCCUAUGAGGCCGCCUCUUUUACCUUCUGAUCCCGACAAUGGUGCCGCCGCUCGACGGCCCAAAUCCAGGGAAGUCACUUCUCGGUACUUGUCAUCUUCCACUUCCACUUCUUCUGCAUCGGUUUUGAGACGAUGUCCCUCCCCUUCGGUUUCCGGAACGUCUACUUCGGCGACUGUUCUGACUCCGAUGCCGUCGUUCAGGCGGUCGGAAUCCGUGGAGAGGACGCACAGAGGGACUCCACAGCCUAAUUCGUUGGAUUUCGGAUUUGGUCAUGGUAAUGGUAGGGGUGAGAUGUCAGCGGCUCAGAAGCUGUUGUUCAAUUCGACACGGAGCCUAUCGGUUUCUUUCCAAGGCGAAUCGUUUCCUUUGCAGGUUAGUAAGGCAAAGCCCGCGCCGACUCCUGGUAUUCGGAAGGGUAUCUCAGAGCAGAGAAAAACAAACACACCGACAAGAGGUACUGGCGGCGGUGAUCAGACGGAGAACAUGAAGCCUGUAGAUCAGCAGCGGUGGCAGGGUAAUCAAUGGCAGGCGAAUUGUAUGAGCAGGAGUUUGGAUUGUACGGAUGAACGGAAGAAAGUCGCUGGUGGGUCUGGGAGUGUAGUCAGAGCGCUGCAGAAUUCGUUUGCCGAAGACAGAUCUUCAUUUGAUGGAAGACUUAGUACUGAUUCUGGAAAUGUACAAUUGGAGAAGGCGGUAGAGCCUCUUCCUGAAGGAACUUCAGCUAGUAGUUUAGACAUUUCCUCCGAUUCUGAGAGCGUGUCUUGUAGUAGUAAUUCAGGAACACAGGAGGGUGGUACCGGAAAAGGACAGCGUGGCCCUCGAGUCGUUGUGGUACCGGCAAGAGUCUGGCAGGAGACUAACAACCGGUUGCGACGGCAACCAGAACCGGGCUUUCCAUCAUCUAAGAACAUUGGAGCAAAAACUUCAGUACCUUCAAAAGUAAAUAUUCCCAAGAAGCAUUCAAUUGAUAGUCCAGCAUCAUCUCCUCGCCAGGUUGCAAAUAACAACAUGGAGCAGUCGUCUCCUAUUCGAGUUCCAGUUGGUCUUGCAUCCCCAAGUAAGCUUUUAGCAUCAUCCAUAUCCAUAUCAUCACCUUCAAAAGGAAGUCCAUCUCGUGUAAGAUGCUCAGUGACAAAUGGGUUUGGUAAUAAAUGGAGUAGCACACCAUCUUCUUUGAGUUUUGCUAAUGAUGUUCGAAAGGGAAAAAUGGGGGAUAGCCGGAUGGUUGAUGCACAUUCAUUGAAGAUGUUGAACAACAGGCUUUUACAGUGGCGUUUUGUUAAUGCUAGAGUAGAUAUCAUUUCUUCUGUCCAGAGCCUGAAUGCAGAGAGAAACCUCUUCAGUGCUUGGAAUGGUAUUUCAGAACUGCGUGAAUCUGUUAUAGCCAAAAGACACGAGUUGCAAUUACUUCAGCAUAAACUGAAGCUGGCUUCUAUCCUCGAGUCUCAAAUGACAUGUUUGGACGAGUUGGAUCUUCUGGAUCAAGACUUUUCCAGCUCUCUGUCUGGUAUUACAGAUGCUCUGGAAGCUAGAACCCUCCGCUUGCCAGUUGAUGAAGGGGCUAAGGCUGAAGUCCAGGAUGUCAAGGAUGCUAUUUGUUCAGCAGUUGAUGUGAUGCAAGCAAUGGCACCUUCCUUAAACUUAUGGCUACCAAAGGUUGGAGAUGUGAAUUCUGUGGUAUCAAAACUUGCUGAUGUUAAUGCACAUGAGCGUGCAUUGCUUGAUCAGUGCAACGAUCUAUUGUCUACAGUAGCAUCCAUGCAGGUAAAAGAAUUCAGCCUGAGAACACACAUGUUGCAACUAGAACGCAUACCAGCUUAACAGGGCAGCAGGACAGAGACAGGUAUCUGCUGACUGCACUUAUUAGACCUAAAGUUCAUGCCAGAUAAUUAAAAACCCAUUCUUUUUACUUGAAUUCAUGAAACAAGAAGAAAUAAAAGAUCCAUUGACAGGGUCAGUCAAUAGAAGUUGCGAGUGUUUCAUAUAUGGUAGGAAAUUUGUGGUGCUCUAGAGUGGAUCAAAAUUUACAACAUUCAUGUACUUUCUUUCUUCUAGAGAAAGGCCAGGGCAAUAUUUUUUGUAAAUGUCUAAUGAUGUAGUUCUCAUUAAUUGCUUUAUUUUGUCUCCCUGCCUUUUUUGGCCUCCAACUUUUGGUUUUUGUGGAAAAAUAGGCAAAUAGUGCUUUUUGGCUGAUGAUAGAUGAGUAUGAAAACUCCUUUCGACUGGUUACGUGUGAACUGUGAAAACAUAGUCCAAUUCAUAGGUCAAUGACCACAUGCAAUAAAUUUUUGCUACCUCUAUCUCAUUCAUAAAAGAUUUAUUCAUUGCACUUGAAAGUUGAAAAUGAUUACAAACCCACUCUAAUCCAACAUUUGAAGAUUGCUGUUGAAAUCUUAUGGGCCGAUUAGAAGUUGGGUAAUUUACCACCUA
This is a messenger RNA of Benincasa hispida (wax gourd), 2953 nucleotides long. RefSeq names its product QWRF motif-containing protein 2-like. The record is from RefSeq and is a predicted model, not a curated record. NCBI's taxonomy places the organism in Eukaryota, Viridiplantae, Streptophyta, Magnoliopsida, Cucurbitales, Cucurbitaceae. Gene Ontology annotation, biological process: spindle assembly. Gene Ontology annotation, cellular component: cytoplasm; nuclear microtubule. Gene Ontology annotation, molecular function: microtubule binding.